AUGAUUUCACGUCUUACGCAUAUGAUACAGCUUGUAAAAAAUGUUGAAAGAAAUCUGUGCCGCAUUAUGUUUGGAAACCCACCUAAAGAGUUGGCGUUGGCAUACGUUCACGACAAUAAAUUAACAUCACCUAAAAAAAUUUCAAUUGAAGAUAUUAUUGGUGAUGGUAUGUUAUUAGCCGUACCGAAAUUUCGACGAACUAUUGAGAGGCGAUGGAAGAGAAAAUAUGGUUCCCCUGAAUAUGUAUGGAAAAUGCUUGUGCCAAAAAAUAAUAUCAAAGUGUGCCAGACUUGUGGCCACCAUCAUGAAAAAGGACUAUUAUGUGAAAAUUGCUAUUCCAAAGUGAAGCAGGAAACUGAGGAAAUCCAAGCUAAAAUUCAAGAGAAGCUAGGCUUAAAGCCAGUUGAAAAUGAUGUUGUUGUGCUGUAUCAAGGAGAAACACUUCCAGAUCAGCCUAAAGAGUUUUGGAAGGGAAAAAGAAUUAUUGAGAUGAAAAAAGAGCGGCCACAAUUUUUCAGCAAGAAUCUUCUUCAGAAAACGACACAACAGCCAUCUACAGCCACAGAUGUAAAACCUACAGAUUUAGCUUAA
Molecule: messenger RNA, 591 nt
Organism: Arctia plantaginis
Lineage: Eukaryota; Metazoa; Arthropoda; Insecta; Lepidoptera; Erebidae
Source: the annotation of a GenBank genome assembly